CCCCGGGCAGCCUGGCCGCCCCGGGCCCGCCCGCCGCCCCCGCGGAGCACGGCCCGGCCCGGCGCGGCACGGCGCGGCACGGCGGCCAUGGAGCGGCGCGGGGGCCGGCGGCAGGACUCUGGAGAUAGUGUUUCUGAGCUACGGGAAUGGAGACCAGCCAUUUACAGAAAGUGUACGGACACUCUCUGGCUGCUCCUCUUCUGUCUUUUCUGGGCUGGUUUGAUGUUUAUAAGUGGCUAUGCUGUGGUGGCUGGUGCUGCAGAAAGACUUGUGCUUGGAUAUGACAGCUUUGGGAACAUAUGUGGUCGGAAGAACACUCCUGUAGAAGGGGCAAAUCUUUCUGGAUUAGACAUGACUAAUAAAAAGUAUGUGUUCUUUCUGAAUUCAUGCAGCCUGGAAAUACAAAGCCUCAAAAGCAGUUCACUUUCCUUGUGCGUGGCAAGUUGUCCACAACAGCAGCUGGACUCUUUGGAAGAUCUACAGAGUUUUGCAAGGAAUAAUGGUUCUUCCCUUUGCAUUUACAACCUGAAUGUUUCCAGUUACACACUAAAUCCAAAGGCAGCUCAGCUGUGUCCCACACUGCCAGUUCCACCAAGUAAAUCCUUUCCAUUAUUUAAUCGCUGUGUUCCACAAAAUCCUGAAUGCUAUUCCAAAUAUGCAUCUGUCCUAAUAAGUAUGGUUAAUGAAAUGGAUGUUUUUCAUCGGAUUCUGAGUGGAAUAUUGGCAGGACAAGAUACUGUGGUAGGACUGAGUGUCCUUGCACUAGCUCUCUCUUUGAUACUGGUUUUAGCCUUCAGAUUCAUUCAGACCCUCUUCAUCCAUACUCUGAUUGCACUGGUUGUAUUUGGGUUGUUGUUUGGCUCAGGUGUUCUCUGGUGGCUCCAUUACGACUACAGGAAUGACCCCAGCACUGAACUGGAAACAGAAAAGGAAAAUGUAAAGUUCCUACUUGGAUAUGCCAUCUUCUCAACAAUUGUCACUGUUGUUCUGCUGUCCCUUAUAUUUGUACUAAGAAAGAGGCUUCCAUUCUCUGUACAGCUCUUUCGAAUUGUUGGCAAAAUCAUUGGCAGAAUUCCUUUCCUCCUGUUCCAGCCACUCUGGACUUUUCUGAUUCUCAUUGUGUUCUGGGUAUUUUGGGUUGCUGUACUGCUUAGCUUAGGAACUGCAGGUACUGCACAGUCCACUUCGGGAGGACAAGUAGAAUACAGAGCUCUGUCUGGAAUUUGCUACAUGGCAUGGUAUCAUUUCCUUGGCCUUAUCUGGACUAGUGAAUUCAUUCUUGCCUGUCAGCAAAUGGUGAUUGCUGGGGCAGUGGUUACUUGUUAUUUCAACAGAAAUAAAAAUAACCCACCACCUCACCCAGUCCUGUCUUCCAUAUCAGUUCUUUUCUGCUACCACCUAGGAACUGCUGUGAAAGGCUCAUUUCUAAUCACAAUACUGAGAAUACCAAGGAUUGUUCUCUUGUACCUUUACAACAUCCUAAACCAAAAGAGGAAUGCAAAGCACCAGUUCAACUGCUGUUUCUGCUGGGUUUGCAUCCAGAAGAGUUGCUUAAGAUACUUUAACCAGGUCCAUCUGCAGCCAGUUGGCAAAGUGACUCCUCCAAAGUACAGUGCCUGGGUUUCUGAAGCGGUUGCUGAGCAGGGUGUGGUUUCUGUGUUCAUCAGCACGGUUGCUGCAGUGCAGCCUUCUGGGCUGUCAGUGAAUUCAGCAGGGUGUGAGCCCCAUCUCCUGGGACAAAGACCCUUCCUGGGGACUGAAAGCCAGCAAUUGUCCAGUGUAAUAAACCAAAAGCAAGUCUGUCUAAUGGCUGUAUAUUCAUAGCAGUUGGUUGUCUCUUAAAAUUUGGAUGGAAGCCUAUCAGGAGGUUUCAGUUAAAUGCCUUGUGGAGAAUUCACCUAGAUAAAACCAAAAUUCAUGCAUGCUAUUGUAAAGCACAGUUCUCUCCAUGCCAAACACAUGUGCCUCACCCCAUCAAGUACUUAUUUUUCCUCCCAAAAACAAUAAUGCAUUUUAAUGUUGUUGGCAAUAUUGCUUCUAGUUAUAAUUUUUCAAUCCUCUUGAAAAUACAAGGACUGGAAUAUCCUGUGACAAAUGAAGGGCAAGAGCAAUCCCGUUAGCCAUCUAUGAGACAGCAGGGAGGGGUAAAAGCCUGACAAGAUCAGCAGAAAAAUAGAGUAGAUCUAAACUGUGCAUGAAUAAAUGUCUGGAAGUUGGAAGUUCCUAAGGACCAGCGGGACAACUGUCUGGAGCAGCUCCAAAUGUAAGGCCCAGGACAGGGGAAGUCCUAAGUGAUUUAAAGAAGGGGUUUUCCACUUAAGAGAAGAUUGGCAUAAUAUGCUAAUCUGAAAUAGGCACUGGAGUGGCUGAAAGUCCCUUCCAGUCUUGUAUGUCCUCACCUCUUCAGUGAGGCCUCACGAGGCUCAUCUUGCUCUCAUUUCCCACCAUCUGAGAGUCAUGAUACAACUCUCUCACCAGACCACUAACUGCUGCACAGCAGCCACACUCAUUGCCUCUUGCUACCACUGGAUUUUGUUUUCUAAGUGGCUUCCACUGGCAUCAGUGACACUUGCAGGUUAGGACACUUUAAGGUCCAGCCUGAGCUGCACUGCACUGCACUGGGGGUAGCUGACCCCAAGAGAGGGCAGCUCCCAAGAGAUUGGCAGUGAUAAGAUCAGAUCGGUUUGAAAACACCAGGAGUGCAGAAAAAGCUGAACUGGGAUGAGAAAUCAGCAUGUCUCCUUCUUCCUUUUUAAGAAGAUUCUGUUGCUAUGGCAAUUUUCUCUUCCCCAAGCUCAUUUUAUGAAAGCAAGCCCUAGAAUGGAGGACUGAAUUCAGCUGUUACACAAAGUAGCAAUUAUUCUCAACAAUUGGGGAACUUACAGCCUGGAUCUGAGCCACAGCGCCUUUCUCAUGAAACUACCAGGUCACUUUUUCCAAGACCUUUGACAUUCUGUGUUGUGAGGCACAGAAGGAUAUAUUCUUUAAAUAGAUUUUUUUUGCAUACUGUGGUAUUUAGAAAUAUGUAAACAUUCCCUAUUUAUUCAUCCUGACACUGAGAAAUCAGUGUCUAGUUCCCAGGCCCCAAGCCAGAAGAGGCUUGUGUUCUUCAGAGAGGUGGUGAUAUGAGAUCAACUUGUUGGUGGAAGAAUAAAUGCUGAUCCCAAUCCACUGUUCCCUGUGCUUUCAAUGCUACCAAUGCCACCAUUACUUGCUUGUCACCAGAGCAGAGACUACCAUUGGAAAAGACCAAUCCAUUGGGCCAAGAUAAAAAUAUAAGUUAUAAUAUGUAUAUAAGGAUCAGACUGAAUCUCUUUCUAGCUCAGUAUCCCAUCUUCAGCAGUAAAUGUGAGCAAAUGCUAAAGUAGAACGAAAGGAUAUUUCCCUGCCUCUGUGCUGUUCUUGAUCUGCUCUCAACCUAGGGACUUCUUGAGCUGUGUGUUUAAUAACUCUCAGCAGACUCCUUUUCCUGAAAUUCCCCAUCUCUGUUGAGCUCGUGUGAACUUCUAGCAGCUAAAGCAUCCUUUGCCCAGCAGUCCAGUUUGCAGAUUUAUGGUGAGAAGGAAUACUGCCUGCUUUCAAAUUUGGCUCCUACUUCUUCAUACUGUCCUGCCCCUGCCUGGCUUUUGUUCUGGAAGAAACAGUGAGCCAUGUAAGCCUACACAGCCUCUGCAUUUCCCAUGAGUCAGCAGCCCUCUUGCUGCAUCCUCCUUCAGCUGUGUCUUUUCCAGACAGAAGAGCCUCACGUUCCCCAGACAGAAGACAUUCCAUGCCUUUUGGAUCAUUCCUGCUGCCCUUCUCCCAAACGUUUUCAAAUCCACUAAAGCUUUUGUGCAUGGAAAAAUAUAUUCUGUAGAAACACAUAUUUAAAUAACCUGUUUCUAAAUGUUAGCAGGUUCUUAACUGGCCAUGGUCUACCAUCUUAGCCUUCA
This is a messenger RNA of Passer domesticus (house sparrow), 3932 nucleotides long. RefSeq names its product solute carrier family 44 member 3 (gene SLC44A3). Lineage: Eukaryota; Metazoa; Chordata; Aves; Passeriformes; Passeridae. The coding region runs from base 88 to 1824 and encodes 578 amino acids. The transcript has 13 exons. The record is from RefSeq and is a predicted model, not a curated record. Gene Ontology annotation, molecular function: transmembrane transporter activity. Gene Ontology annotation, biological process: transmembrane transport.